UGCCAGCCCCUCACCGCCCCAGGGGCUCUCUCUUCUUAGAGCACCAUCUCUCCUAGGGAGUGUGUGUGCGUGUGUGUGUGUGUGUGUGUGCAUGUGUGUGUGUGUGUGUGUGUGUAGGGAGGGGUCCUUCACCUCCCCAGCCUGGCCUCCGCUUCCCUUUUCCACUUACCUCCGCCCUGAAGCCCCCUCCCCCAGUGAGCGCUCCCAGGAGGUUCCCCCACCCCAGGAGGAACGCCGAGACGCGGCCGUGGGGAAACGUGAAGUUUGUGCGGCUCAAAAUGACGCAAAAAUUCUUGAAGAGCUCUUUGGCGGCGGAUAUCUAGAGAUCAGACCAUGUGAGGGGCCGAGAGUACAAAUACGGCCGCUUGGGCGCAGCUCCCGCACAGGCAGCAGUCGCCCCCGGUGCCUCGAGGGCGCGAGGGUCGCCCCGCCUCGUCGAGCCCCGGGACCAGCCUCCACGGACUCCCGGCAGAGCCCUCCACCCCAUUGAUGUAAAUCUCUGAGGAUCCCACAGAUCGUGCACCAAGAAUUUUGUUCUGGCCCUUGGCAGAUGGGCAUCAGUACCAUCUACUAGACAGCAGGAUGGAGACCACACCUUUAAAUUCACAGAAUGAGCUGUCAGUGUGUAAGGAUGGAGAAGACUGUCAGGAAAAUGGAGUUCUACAGAAGGGUGUCCCCGCCCCUGGGGAUAAGGCGGAGUCCAGCCAGAUCUCCAAUGGGUACUCAGCAGUUCCGAGCCCCAGUGCAGGAGAAGACACUCAGCACUCCAUCCCGGCUGCCACCACCACCCUAGUGGCUGAGGUUCACCAAGGGGAACGGGAGACCUGGAGCAAGAAGAUGGAUUUCCUCUUGUCGGUCAUUGGCUAUGCUGUGGACCUGGGCAACGUCUGGCGCUUUCCCUACAUAUGCUACCAGAAUGGAGGGGGGGCAUUCCUCCUCCCCUACACCAUCAUGACCAUUUUCGGGGGGAUCCCGCUCUUCUAUAUGGAGCUCGCGCUGGGCCAGUACCACCGAAACGGAUGCAUUUCCAUAUGGAGGAAAAUCUGCCCGAUUUUCAAAGGGAUCGGGUACGCCAUCUGCAUCAUUGCCUUUUACAUCGCCUCCUACUACAACACCAUCAUGGCCUGGGCGCUCUACUACCUCAUCUCCUCCUUCACCAACCGGCUGCCCUGGACCAGCUGCGAGAACUCCUGGAACACCGGCAACUGCACCAACUACUUCUCCGAGGGCAACGUCACCUGGACGCUCCACUCCACCUCCCCUGCAGAGGAAUUUUACACGCGCCACGUGCUGCAGAUCCACCGGUCUAAGGGACUCCAGGACCUGGGGGGCAUCAGCUGGCAGCUUGCCCUCUGCAUCAUGCUGAUCUUCACUGUGAUCUACUUUAGCAUCUGGAAAGGUGUCAAAACAUCUGGCAAGGUGGUGUGGGUGACUGCCACCUUUCCUUACAUCAUCCUUUUGGUCCUGCUGGUGAGGGGCGCCACCCUCCCUGGAGCCUGGAGGGGUGUUCUCUACUACUUGAAACCCAACUGGCAGAAACUGCUGGAGACCGGGGUGUGGGUGGAUGCUGCCGCUCAGAUCUUCUUCUCUCUUGGUCCUGGCUUUGGGGUCCUACUGGCUUUCGCUAGCUACAACAAAUUCAACAACAACUGUUAUCAAGACGCCCUGGUGACCAGCGUGGUGAACUGCAUGACGAGCUUCGUUUCAGGUUUUGUCAUUUUCACGGUGCUUGGCUAUAUGGCUGAGAUGAGGAAGGAAGAUGUGUCCGAGGUGGCCAAAGAUGCAGGCCCCAGCCUCCUCUUCAUCACAUACGCAGAAGCCAUAGCCAACAUGCCGGCGUCCACGUUCUUUGCCAUCAUCUUCUUCUUGAUGUUGAUCACUCUGGGCUUGGAUAGCACGUUUGCAGGCUUGGAGGGGGUGAUCACAGCUGUGCUGGAUGAGUUUCCACACAUCUGGGCCAAGCGCCGGGAGUUGCUUGUGCUCUGUGUGGUCGUUACCUGCUUCUUCGGGUCCCUGGUCACCCUGACUUUUGGAGGGGCCUACGUGGUGAAGCUGCUGGAGGAAUACGCCACGGGGCCCGCUGUGCUCACGGUCGUGCUGAUAGAGGCAGUCGCCGUGUGCUGGUUCUAUGGCAUCACUCAGUUCUGCAGCGACGUGAAGGAAAUGCUGGGCUUCAGCCCUGGCUGGUUUUGGAGGAUCUGCUGGGUAGCCGUCAGCCCUCUGUUUCUCCUGUUCAUCAUUUGCAGUUUUUUGAUGAGCCCGCCACAGCUGCGACUUUUCCAGUAUACUUAUCCUCACUGGAGUGUCAUCCUGGGUUACUGCAUAGGGACCUCGUCUUUCAUUUGCAUCCCCACCUACAUCACAUACCGGCUGAUCGUCACUCCGGGGACACUGAAGGAACGUAUUAUUAAAAGUAUCACUCCAGAAACACCAACAGAAAUUCCCUGUGGGGACAUCCGCUUGAAUGCCAUUUAAAACCUUCAACAAGAGGAAAACAGCUCCCCAAACCUCCUCCUCCAGUUCUGACAAGUCACGCCUCGCCUUCUUCCUCUGUCAACAAGUUUCCAGCUAAGCCUGACAAUGGAAAGGCCGUCUUCACAGAGACACAGUUUCAAAAGACUACGGUACCCAGACUCCUAAGGCCCCCAGCUAUGUCUUUCUGUGAAAUCUCCUGGAUGUUUUACCAUGUUAGACUCUGUGAUGCAGCUGAACUGGACUAGUUUGGAUGCAUGAUCAUGUGUAUGGAAGUGAUGAAAACCACCAUAUAAUCGGUUAGGAUUAGGUUUAGAAUAAAGUCUGUGAACCUCU
Molecule: messenger RNA, 2808 nt
Organism: Phyllostomus hastatus (greater spear-nosed bat)
Lineage: Eukaryota; Metazoa; Chordata; Mammalia; Chiroptera; Phyllostomidae
Gene: SLC6A4
Product: solute carrier family 6 member 4
Exons: 14
Coding region: 583-2475 (630 amino acids)
Biological process (GO): serotonin uptake; sodium ion transmembrane transport
Cellular component (GO): plasma membrane; neuron projection
Molecular function (GO): serotonin binding; serotonin:sodium:chloride symporter activity
Source: RefSeq, a predicted model, not a curated record